UUGUUUGGGCAAUGUGUUAAAAUGGGAUUCUUCUACUAAUUUCAAAAUUGGGGGUGUCGACGAGGCCAUCUUCGUUUCACGAUGCGGUGAGGGUUUGAAAGAUUCUGAAAGUGCUGGGCAUCAGUGGGGUUCAGACCUAUGUGAUUAACAGUUCCAGAGUCAUGUUGUUCCCGAACGAGAGGCAACUGCUGGAAAAUCUGGUGAAGGAGUCGCUCAUUUAUGCGAAAUCUGUGGAAGAAGCUUAUGGGAUCUAUUUCGGUUUGGUUCCAUUCAUUGGACUGUCAGGUACAAGCGAACAUGUGGCUCACUGGUAGAGUUACAGGGGUGCAACCUAGAGGUAGCAGGUUCAAUUCUUGGAAACAGUCUCUCCACAUAUUAUGUCGGGGUACAAGUAGAGUUUAUGACGGGUUGAUUUAACCCAAAUGAGAAUGGGCAACAUGAUGCACCUUAUCCAAAAUGCAAGCCAUGGGAAUAUAAUUUUCCGAGAUUAGUUCAUUAAGAGGCUGAAUUCCCUCCUUUAGAGUGAAACUACCACAUGAGUGCGAAUUCGAACAAUGUUUCUCCUUCCACAAGUCGUGGCAUUAGAAACUCAUCUGGAACUGCCCAUGAUCAACGCAGAGGACCAGUUGCUGCUGUGGUUGAAAGGAGCCAACCUUUGGGGGUUAGGCGGGAAACUGUCCAGAGGACUUUGGCGUUGUAUAGGGAAGAAUUAGAUAAGCUGUCCCAGGAGAAGAAAGGACCCAAAACAUCUCUUCCUACAGUUGUAGCCAAUAUCUUUCAGAAACACCAAAGGUGUUUGAACGCUACAAAACGAAUUGGACAUGUUUCGGGAAUCCAAGUUGGUGACAGAUUUCAGUACCGGGCAGAAUUAUUUAUCAUCGGCCUUCACCGUCAGCGAUCAAAUGGUAUCGAUUUCAAGAGGGGUGAGAACGGUCAAAAUCUGGCAAUAAGCAUUGUGGCUUCUGGGUGCUAUGAUAAUGACAUGAGCUCCCCAGAUGAAAUAGUUUAUUGUGGGCAGGGAGGGAAUCCAACUGUCAGUAGAAGAAUAGUCGAUCAGAGAUGGACAGGAGGUAACCUUGCAUUGAGGAACAGCAUAAGAGCCAGAAACCCCGUAAGGGUUAUUCGCGGGUUCAAAUACUCCAAGCCAUCCACCACAGAUGGCACGAAGUCUGGGUAUGUAUAUGUUGGUUUGUACUAUGUCAAGGAGUGGAAACAAGAGAGAGGAAGGUAUGGCAAGCUUGUGUUCAAGUUCACCUUAAGGAGGAUUAUUGAAUAACCUGAGAUUCCUUCAGCAGGUUUGUGCAGGUUUUGAUGAGGAUAAAAUUAUUUUGAUUGGUUCGGUUAUAUGGGCCUUGUGGCUAAAUCGGAACAGGGUCAUUUGGGAAGACGUUUGUUAUUCUCCAAGCAAGCUGGUGAAGGGAGUACGGGAUUCUAUUAUUGAGUACAAGCACAUUAGGUGUGCACCUUCGCCCAUGCCAGCCCUCGGGACAUCGAGUAGGGCUCAUUGGAUUCCCCCUCCCCCAGGUUUGUCUAAACUGAAUUGUGAUGCUGCCUUAACUUGAAAGUCAUAUGGCUACGGGGUGGUUCUUCGUGACUGUAUGGGAAGAGACAAGUGGGUCUGUGGGUUUUUCAUGCCGAAGUUGGUGUAAUUUUUUUUGGGAUUCAGUUUGCUAUUUGCCUUGGUUUGAGAGAGAUAAGAGGUGGAAAGUGAUUCUUUGGAGGUUAUCUCUACGCUAAAAGGGUCUGAGUAUUCUUUUCAUCCUUGUAGGGUCGUCCUUGAAGAUAUUCAGGCUAGAGCAAGGUGGUUUAGUAGAUAUACGAUCUCACAUAUUAAAAGAUUAGCUAACUCUGUUGUUCUUCAUUUAGCUAGGUUGGCUUACUCAUCUGCUCAGGAUGUGUUUUUAAUUGAGGAAUGUCUUCAC
This is a messenger RNA of Tripterygium wilfordii, 1922 nucleotides long. Its product is annotated as histone-lysine N-methyltransferase, H3 lysine-9 specific SUVH5-like. NCBI's taxonomy places the organism in Eukaryota, Viridiplantae, Streptophyta, Magnoliopsida, Celastrales, Celastraceae. The transcript is spliced from 5 exons. The record is from RefSeq and is a predicted model, not a curated record. Bases 536 to 1276 code for a protein of 246 amino acids.